AGCCUCUGAUAAAUCUUGUACAGAAUUUCUACACCAGCGUUGACCGGUAUUUCACUGAUCAAUUCAAAUAUCCAUUGCGGUUGGAUACAUGGUCUCCAAUCCUGCAGAUGCUUAUAUGAUAAGGAAGCAUUGUACACUGAGACACAACUUACUCUCUUGGAACCACUUAAACUCAAGACUCUCGACAUAAGCUCUUCCAAUCAACAAGAUAUUCUCAACAUGACAGCUUCAGGAACAGUGGCCCUCUUCUCACCAGGGCAGCAUGGGCACCUGAUACCCUAUCUUGCAGCCAUUCAUGCCUCCUGUAUCACUCACGACCGAACUAUCGCAGAAUUCCUCCCGCCCCUAUCUCACGAGAAACUUCUUGCUUGGUGGAAAGAGCGAAUUGCAGAGGUGGCAGACGGAAAACGGCUCAUAUUCAUUCUCCUGAACGACUGCGAACCCGGAGCUCGGCCGAACGGUUCCGAUGUGGUGGGCGUUGUCAUGCUAAGUAUGCCCUCUUCAGAAACUGGCCCAUUCCGCGGUGUCGUUGAAAAGCUUCUCGUCCAUAAAGCUUUUCGCGGUCGAGGUGGUGCCAGAACUUUGAUUUCUGCCCUCGAAGCUGAAGCGACCAAGCGUGGUCGAACUAUUCUGCUUCUCGACACAGAGACCGGAAGCCCAGCAGAAGAGGUGUAUAAAAAGCUUGGUUAUGUCGAGCUUGGCCAGAUCCCAAAAUAUGGUCUAAGUCCAAAUGGAGAACUCAAGGGCGGUACCUUCUUUUGGAAACAUCUAACGUUGCAGUCCUGAGGAGCUAUCAUGGAGGGGUCAAGUGUAUCGAGCUCCUGUCAUUGACAAGGAUCGACUAUUCAAAAGUGCUGUAGAAAAUUCCCUUCAUUGGAGGAAAACGAGGCGACUCGAUAUUGCUGUUCUUAUCAUGGACUAUGGCUGGCGAGGUGCUUCGGUUUGUUUUCUAGAUAUCCAUCCAAAAUUUGAACAUUUCACGACAAAAUUGGC
Molecule: messenger RNA, 993 nt
Organism: Fusarium oxysporum Fo47
Lineage: Eukaryota; Fungi; Ascomycota; Sordariomycetes; Hypocreales; Nectriaceae
Product: acyl-CoA N-acyltransferase
Exons: 2
Coding region: 220-786 (188 amino acids)
Molecular function (GO): acyltransferase activity, transferring groups other than amino-acyl groups
Source: RefSeq, a predicted model, not a curated record